UUUAAGACCCGCGCGUGUCUGUGAAAAUGCUUCAGUUUGAACAACAAAGGAACAGCAGAAAAUCCUUCGAAUAGUGGGUGCAUUAGUAGGUAUAUUUAAGACGCUGAUCAGGCACUCGGGUUGUCUAUGUAAGGAUAUUUUUGUGUGUUUAUUCUUAUCCAGUUUUCAGAUCGUACACGAUGAUGUGUUAUGAAAGGCACGAGCGCUGAAAGGGGCGCAAGCGCGCGCAUUCAUCACCUGGCUUCAUAACGCCUCUAUAACGCUGUGAGUGCACUGGAUGUGUCUGAUGACUGCCGGUGUGCAUGGUGUAUUUUGGUUUAAACGCAACUAAUGAGAAAGUUGCAUCACAGCAUUUGACCCGAGAAGAUCCCAGACGCACUUUGAGCCACAUCAUUGCUGUUUUAGAAAUUAUGGGAAAUGGAUAAACUCACAAUAAUUUCAGGAUGUCUGUUUCUUGCUGCUGAUAUUUUUGCAAUUGCCAGCGUUGUGAACCCAGACUGGAUCAACACGGGAGAAGAAGAAGGUGCCCUGACCAUGGGGCUGGUCCGGCAGUGUCAGACGAUUCACGGCAGGGACAGGAUAUGUUCACCCCCAAGCCUUUCUCCAGAAUGGCUCGCCACUCUCUUCUUUAUAAUCCUGGGCAUCAUUUCACUGUCCAUCACUUGCACCUUGUUGGUGCUGUCACACUGGCAUCAGGAGACAGCCAAGUAUGCCCGCUGGAUUGCUUUCACAGGAAUGGUCCUGUUCUGUCUGGCAGCUCUUAUAUUUCCUACUGGAUUUUAUAUCAGUGAAGUUGGUGGACAACCUUAUAAGUUACCCAACAGCACUGUUGUGGGAUCUUCAUACGUACUUUUUGUCUUAUCGAUAUUUUUCACUAUCGUCGGACUGCUGUUUGCUGGGAAAGUCUGUCUGCCUGGCUGACAUAAAGCUUCACCACUAAUGUGUUUGUUGCAAGCUAUAAAGCUUAAAGCAUAGGGUCCCAUUUCUUAGAAAGCGAAAGACUUGCUUGGAAAGGACGACAUCAAGAGUUUAUAUGCACUAUGUCAUGAAUUCUGUAUUAGACAUGCACUGUAUCACUGGAGCCGACAACCUUCUGUGUUCGGUAUUGUCUUCUACUGCCAAUUAUUUUGAAAGAAUCCAGUUCUGUUCAUUUUCUUAACGUUGUCCUUGUGAUUGUUAUCCUUCAUGUCAUGGCAUGUGACAACAAUAGUUUAAAUACAGUGCAGUUUUUCUUUGAUUAUUUUUUUUUUAUCAAGGUAUAAGGAGGUGAAAGUGAUGUGUUCUUGCUGUACAGAAAAAGUCUAUUCGAGCCACAAUAGCAACUCUGUCCUUCUCUUCCAGGAUGUAAUCUCAGCCUGUUAUUUAUAGCUGAACUCCUGUGCCACUUUCAGUUUUAUCCAUCUAUUUGUGAGAUUCAUCUGUGUAUGAAUUGGUCUCGUUUCCUUGGCAACAUCCAGCAUUUCGAGAAAGGAAGUGAAAAGCGAGUAUCCUCUUUCCUCUUUGCUUCUAAAAACAUUCAUCUAAAAAGAUGAAUUCGGUUGAGCCCAAAUGUGGUCUAGACUAUAAUAAUGGUUUUAUUUUUUAAAAGGGUGUUUAUUUUCAGGUUGUUAUUUCCCAACAUAUUAUCUAAGAAAUGGUCUAUAAUCAGUUUAUAACAGUAUUAUUUGUUAUAUAUAUGAUGGACACCCUUAAUAUUUUCCUCAAGCUCAUAGCAUGCGUCUGGAGUUGAAUCAUUCUUCAGCAGGAUCAUGAAGCACUUUAUUAGGAACCCCUGUACACUUACUCAUCCAUGCAGUUGCCUAAUCAGCCAUUUGUGUAGCAACAGGACAAUGCAUAAAAUCAUACAGAAGGAGCCAGCGGUUUCAGGUAACAUUCACCAUCAGCC
Tachysurus vachellii is the source of this 1885-nucleotide messenger RNA. It is a transcript of the gene mosmob, whose product is annotated as modulator of smoothened b. Gene Ontology annotation, cellular component: Golgi apparatus; ciliary membrane. Bases 418 to 921 code for a protein of 167 amino acids. The record is from RefSeq and is a predicted model, not a curated record. Gene Ontology annotation, biological process: negative regulation of smoothened signaling pathway. NCBI's taxonomy places the organism in Eukaryota, Metazoa, Chordata, Actinopteri, Siluriformes, Bagridae. The transcript has 3 exons.